This is a messenger RNA of Penicillium roqueforti, 1224 nucleotides long. RefSeq lists its product as uncharacterized. The coding region runs from base 1 to 1224 and encodes 407 amino acids. NCBI's taxonomy places the organism in Eukaryota, Fungi, Ascomycota, Eurotiomycetes, Eurotiales, Aspergillaceae. The record is from RefSeq and is a predicted model, not a curated record. The transcript has 3 exons.
AUGUUGGCUCUUCGCGACCAGGAAAACCUGGUAAAUACCCACCAGACCGCCGCGGCUGCUAAGCCCUUGAACCAAAGCAAGCCGCUGGCACCCAAGACACCCGGCAAGGCACGAAAUGACGAGAACAACCCACUGGCAUUUGGAAACCGCACGGUGAAGGGCAAUGGGAACCGCCAGGAUAAUGGGAAACCGGGCAACAACGCGUUCAUGACUCCAAUGGUGAGGGACCGAGCUCCUCUGGGCAUGAAAACGACCAAUCUCAAAGCCAACAACCUCCAAACCCCUGCGCCCUUUGGGGGAACCAAGCAACCGAGGACAAACCGCAGACAGUCGACUGCCCAGAAGAUCAGAAAAGCUGCCCCAGUGACACAGCAGGCCCAAGCCAAAGUCCACAUCGAUGCUGCUGCAGAUGAUGUACCGGAUAUUGAGUACAUGCCGCCGAAGCCUAGAGAUCUUCCGGACCUUCCAGACGAUGUGACAUAUGACACUACAUUCCCCCAAUUCCAACCGAAGAAUCGAGCUCUAGGUUUGGAGAGUGUUUACGGAAAGCAACAAGUCGGCAGCGAUGGACUCACGGCGAAACAACGCAAAUUCCAGGAGGAUUCUGCGGCGUGCGAUAGGAUGGUGAAUGACAUGAUCAUGAAACAACUCGACGACAUUGGUUUUGAGAGCUCUGGUGAGAACGAGUCGACAAAGACACUUGAGCCAAAUGCUAUCCCCUCAAAAAGACCUACAACCACCACACGACACACUCGCAAUGUGUCGACGCUCCGAGCUCGUGAUGCUGUCGCUGCGCUUGGCGGAUCCCGGCCAACUGUUGCACCUCGAGUGGCCCCAAUCCCAAAGCCACGGGUGGCAUCGUUGGCAUCGUCGCUGGUUAUGCCCAAGAGGCAUGCCAGAGUCCCGUCUAACCCAUCUUCCAUGCGCAAUACUGCUGCCGUUGUCAACUCUCGUACGACCGUUGGCUAUUCCAAAGGACGCAAUGUGUCGUCUACCCUGCGUGAUAAUCAUUCCCAAACGCAGAAGCCCUCGAGCUCGCAGGUCCUGUCUCCCGAAACUUAUAUGCAACUGUAUGGCCCCCCUCCGCUGGACUCGGAAAUGUGGACUCGUUGCAAUGCUGCUGGAUGUUUCGAUGCCCCGGACGAGAUCACCCAGGAACCGGAAGAACCAUUGCCCACGUUUGACGAAGAUGAUGAGGCCCAGAGCUUCCAGCUCACUCUGUAG